This is a messenger RNA of Phoenix dactylifera (date palm), 2383 nucleotides long. NCBI's taxonomy places the organism in Eukaryota, Viridiplantae, Streptophyta, Magnoliopsida, Arecales, Arecaceae. The record is from RefSeq and is a predicted model, not a curated record.
UGCAAAGGUUUUAAAGCAAACUUGGGGAAUUACGUUGCUGCCAGAUUUAUUUCACGAAAUCUAUCUUCAAUAGAUAGGUCAAUUAGUUAUUUUAUAUAGAAUGAUUGAUAGUUUGUAUCCCACCAAGUUACUUGGAAAUUAGAAGGAAAAAAUGUGGUUGAAAUAUUAAAUUCUUGUUAACAUCCUUUUCUUAGAACUAACUAGAACAGUGUAGCAGAACUCUGAGAACUGCCUACCUUUUCUUCUCUAAUGUAAUAGGCUACUGGAGAAGGGAUCCUUUCCGUGGGUGCAACAAACUUAAAUAUUGUAAUGAUUGGCCAUCUCCAAUCAACUUACUGAUGGCCACAAUUUUUUAGAUUAAAUUGGAAUCAUUUUUGUAGUACUGAAUUCAUAUUAUAUGAUUGGGACGAGAUAUGUUGAUAAAGCAUGCACAUUUUUAACAGUUGGUCCGUUUUAAACCUCCAUGGUUGUUCAGUUUGGCUCUCCCUUUAUAAUUGUAAUCGUAAAACCCAAGGUGAACAAAACUUCAGGUACAUACUUUUUUCCAUUAUCUUCUGAAGCAUCAAAACUGAAUUCGUUUGACAUCAAGCUGGCACCGAUCCACAUUAUUCUCAUAAGUGUGUUUCAGUUGUAUUGUACAAUCUGUUCUUUUAGAUGAUAUAUAUAUAGCAUAAGCGAAAAUGAUGAGUCUCCGGAUAUAAGAAUGCUGAAAUGUAUGUAGAAGCUAAAAUGGUCAUGGGUUGCUAGCAAACUAAAGAGCCAUAUUAGUUCCACUAUUAAAAGAUAAAUUGAUGGGAAAAUGUUUUGAGAUGGUAAAGGCAUGUAGAACAAAGAUUGGAGAGGCAUAGGUGAAGGGGAUGCUUGACUCUCUAUGAUGCUUAGGGAGUAAGAAGGUGAGACCUGGAAAAGGGCAGAUGGAAGUCCUAAGAACAAUAUCCAAAAGCUUGGUUUGUAAGGUCCAGUGCAGACAUAAGUUAGAAGAAGAAGAAGAAGAAAUAGAUAAGCCAAAUCAAAUCCAAACUUAUGGAGAUUUGGGUGAAAAGGCCUUUGGGUCGGUAGGCCGCUAUCUAACUGAACUUCUUAUCUUAGUUGCCCAAACUGGAGGUUCUGUAGCUUACCUUGUCUUCAUUGGACAGAACCUCUCCUCUGUCUUCUCUUCGACUAAAACCAAAGACCAACCAAUCUCACCUUCUGUUUUUAUUUUUCUUGUCCUCCUUCCAGUUGAAAUUGUCCUUUCAUUCAUCCGAUCUCUUGCCUCGCUUGCCCCCUUCAGUGCCUUUGCUGAUGCCUGCAAUGUUCUUUCCAUGGCUAUAGUCAUGAAGGAGGAUUUCCAACUAUUCAAUAGGCCCCUUAAGACAAGGAAUGCUUUUAACGGGGCUUUGGGUUUACCAUUCGCAGCUGGGGUGGCUGUCUUCUGUUUUGAGGGCUUCAGCAUGACUCUGGCCUUGGAGAGAACGAUGACUGAAAGAAAGAAGUUUCACUGGGUGCUCUGUCAGGCAUUUCUUGGGAUUUCUCUUGCUUAUAUUUGUUUUGGGAUAUUUGGCUACUUCGCCUAUGGUGAUGAGACUAAAGAUAUCAUAACGCUCAAUCUUCCCAACAACUGGUCUGCUAUUGCAGUGAAGGUUGGGCUCUGCAUUGCUCUAGCAUUCACAUUUCCGAUCAUGAUGCACCCAAUUCAAGAGAUUCUCGAGGCAAAGCUGAAGUCAAGCAGAUGGUUUCACAAGGCAUGCAACAGAGUCCAAGCUGCUGAGUGGAUAGGCUUGCAUGGGAUCCGCAUACUUGCCUUGGUGGCGCUGGCUGUGUUGGCUUCAUUUAUCCCGGGCUUUGGGGCAUUCAUCUCUUUCGUUGGAAGCACUCUGUGUGCCCUGCUCUCUUUUGUCUUGCCAGCCUCAUUUCAUCUCACCUUCCUGGGUUCAUCAAUGGCAUUAUGGCAGAGAAUGUUGGAUUACUGUAUACUUCUUGUUGGUCUGGUGUUUGCUUUAUAUGGAACAUAUGACGCCAUCUCGGGCCAUUCCAUCAGUUCUUGAUAUGACUUUGUUGGUCAGAGGAGAUCUCAGCCUCAGUUUAUGCGCUCUUGGCUUGAUUCCAUAGGAUGAAGUCACAGGUGGCAGGAUAAACAGCUCUUAGCUGGUUGCUGAGGGAUUAGCCUUCAUGUCCUUGGUAAUGUAAGCCUAUGCAGUCAUUAUAGCUUAGCGGGACGGCUGCAUGACGCUUGUGUAAUCUUUUUGGAGAAGCAUAUAACUAGCGUCCAGUUUGCAGCAUUUCCCAGGAGAAGAUCUCUUGAAUCAAUCGUCACACCGCACAAUUUUUAAUUAACAUUGUACGCUGGGGUCCCUCACAAGUUGCAGAGUCAAUAAAACGGACAUGAUAUACUUUGUUUUUA